GUGUGUGGUGUCACAGGCUGUGUGGUGGUGUGCAAUGGUGGCCAUGCAAUGCUUCCUUGGUUGAUGUUUAUGGUUGAUUUCCAGGUCACUUCAGAGCCACGGCUGCUCGUAGCUGGCGCGCUUCGUUCAAAACUUUGUUCUUGACAGCUACGAUGAAGCUCGACACGUACGAAGCGAUCAAAGAAAAGCUGCAUUCACUCGAUCGUCGCAGUUGUUUGGGAGUGUUGCGAUCAUGUUUUCCGGACGUCGGCGAGGACACCCUUCGCCACAUCAUAUCGAGCGAAGUGCAGCGGAAGAUCAAGCGAACGUACCACACACUCGUCUCACCCGAAGUCGCGGACGAACAUUACAGGUGCUACAGCGAGUGCGUCGCGGCAUCAAAGGCGCCUGGCUUUCUGCUGCGCUACGCCGACCAACAGGGAGUCACUCCUGCCCUGAUGGCGCGUGUCAUCAUCGAGAAACACUACGAGAGGACCAAAAAACCUCCUUCUAAGCAAGAGCUGAGUCAAAUGCUGAAAGACAGUGCAAACAUCGACGACGGUGCCUUGGCGACCGAAGUGUUUAUUUGCGUAGUCAACGACAAAAACUACGGACCGUUCGCAGACGCGAUGAAAAACGCAGUCGGUGUAGAGUACGAGGUUCGACUCAAGACGGAGCUCGCCGACCUGAAGCUGGCCUUCGUAGACGAGAAUGUGCUCAGAGAACGCGGCUACGACAAGACGCCCGACGUCAAGCUCGAGGUUCCCAUCGUGGUCGACGGCACCGUCGUGACGUGGGUGGAAAGCAAAGCGCAGUUCGGCGAUCCCGAAGGCCACAGGGUUUACGUGCGCGACCAGUACCACAGCUACUGGAACCGUUUCGGCCGAGGCCUGGUCAUCUACUGGUUUGGCUUCGUCGACGAGAUCGUCUCUACGCGCGACGAGGGAUUCUUAGUUCGAGACCACAUGCCCAAGAACAUUACGCGCAUGGAAGAGCUUACGUUAAAGUGAUGCGUGCCAAGACCGCGUAGUGUGUGUGCGCCCCAAGCAUUCUGCAUGUAACGUCACUGUGGCUCAACAGUUUUGCUGCAGAACACGAAUUCCUCAGAUCGAGUCCUGUAUAUGUCAAGGCAAGGACGUCCCAGCUAGCUUCCAAGACCUUUGACUCGACUACGGACACUGUACUACAUAAAUGAAAGGAACGAAAACUGAUGCAGUUGGUGCAACUGCGCACCAAAUAAAUGGCCAAGUGAAGCUUACCUCAAUGAUUUUUUU
Molecule: messenger RNA, 1253 nt
Organism: Rhipicephalus sanguineus (brown dog tick)
Lineage: Eukaryota; Metazoa; Arthropoda; Arachnida; Ixodida; Ixodidae
Product: CDAN1-interacting nuclease 1-like
Source: RefSeq, a predicted model, not a curated record